This is a messenger RNA of Cylindrotheca closterium, 951 nucleotides long. NCBI's taxonomy places the organism in Eukaryota, Bacillariophyta, Bacillariophyceae, Bacillariales, Bacillariaceae. The record is from the annotation of a GenBank genome assembly.
AUGCGUUGUAACAGUCGCAAUGGUGGUGGUCGUGGCGGAAGAGGUCGUGAAGGCCGUGAAGGCCGUGGUGGUCGUGGUUGUGGUCAUGGUAUCAGCGCUGUCCAUAAUGGACGAGCUGAUCAAGAAGAAACAAAAGAAGAUAACAAUGAUGGGCGUGGGGCAGGUGCAGGAAUGAGUCGUCGCCGUCGCAACUAUCUGCUAUCAUCUACAAACACUCUUACCAACCAAUGUGAACUGGACUCGCAAGCAGAUACAUGUGCUUUUGACCCUGCUGGAUGUUGCGUCCUUUCAACGUCCUCUCAGUCAAUAAAUGACACCGGUUUUCACAAUGGUUUGAAAAUCAACGAUGUUCAAAUUGGGAAUGUCUGUCUUGCCUUUGACUGUCCAUUCGAUCAUCGAACCUACUGUCUGCAUUUCUGUGAAGUGCUUCUGAUCCCUGGUCUAGGAUCGCAUCUACUCAGUGUCGACCAACUGCGUGCCAACAACGUAGUGGUAAAUGACGUGCCGUUAAUUCGAUUGCGGCCUGAACAACGAAACAGAGAAGCUCAUGCUAUUUUGACAUCGGGUCUAAGGAUCCCAUUACUAUUCGACAAACCAAUUUCCUACUUUACAUGUCGCCAACCUACAGAUGAAGAGAUCAACGAUAUCAUGGAGUUUCAACCUAUUUGGAUGACUGCAGACAUUCCUUGGCAGCCUUAUGACCCUGACUCUCGGCGCCAAGAAGAAGCUCUGCGACAACAGAUCGAUGCUGACUAUCAAGCACCGUAUCACCAACUCGCAUCUUUCACUCGACUUGAUUCAACGCUCCCAACUGCUGCUUGCCUUGAUCGUUUACCGCAAGUUUUAGGGGACAGCAACAAUGUCGUAUGUGGUGUACACAGUUUGACAAUUCGAUCGAUGAAAACUUCCGGAAAAUCCUACCUCAUCAAGCCUGAUCAACUUGCUCGUUGA